Messenger RNA from Microthlaspi erraticum, 279 nucleotides. Lineage: Eukaryota; Viridiplantae; Streptophyta; Magnoliopsida; Brassicales; Brassicaceae. The record is from the annotation of a GenBank genome assembly.
AUGGCUUUGGUGAGAGGUCUUUUGGGUGCAAAGAAGAUUCUGAGCCGUUCUGUAUCAGCUACAACACCAAAAGGGUUUCUUGCGGUGUACGUUGGCGAGGACCAGGUCCAGAAAAAGAGAUAUAUAGUUCCUGUCUCAUAUUUGAGCCAGCCUUCGUUUCAAGCUCUGCUCAGUAAAUCCGAGGAAGAGUUUGGGUUUGAUCAUCCGAUGGGUGGCUUAACGAUCCCUUGUCCUGAAGAUGCCUUCAUCAACGUAACGUCUGAGCUAAAGGGAAGAUGA